UGCAUAAUAGAUACAAAUGUCCCGCGUAUGGAAGAAAAUGUUUACGUUGCUCCAGAAUGAAUCACUUUUCGCGAGUUUGUCGCGUUUAUCAAGUGGAACAAUCGGAGGACGAGAUGUAAAUUCAAAACCUAUACUGGGGCGUGAAGCUUGCUGUGAGUUAGACAUCAUUCGGCGAGUCAUGUCUAUAAAGGAAUCAUGUAGUAGUCGUGUUCCGGAGAUAGUGGAGGAAUAUGCCGAUGUGUUUGAAGGAAUAGGAUGUCUGCCGGGUAAGUACAAAAUAGUAUUAAAAGAUAAUGCAGUUCCAGUUAUUCAUGCUCCACGAAAAUUGCCAUUCGCUCUGAAAGAUAAGGUCAAACAAAAACUGGAUGAAAUGGUUUCCCAAAGAAUUAUAGCAAAAGUUGACGGUCCUUCAGACUGGGUCAAUAGUAUAACAAUUGUUAAAAAAGCGAAUGGUGAUUUACGCAUUUGUUUAGACCCGAAAGAAUUAAAUAUGGCAAUAAAAAGAGAAUAUUUUAGGCUACCUACGUUAGAUGAAAUAGUAUCAAAGUUGUCUGGAGCUAGGUAUUUCAGCACUUUAGACGUUACUUCUGGAUUUUGGAAUGUGGCACUUGAUGAAUCUAGCAAAUAUUGUACUUUUAAUACGCCGUUUGGUAGAUACAAGUUUCUUAGAAUGCCUUUUGGAAUUUGUUCAGCGUCAGAAGUCUUUCAUAAAAAAAUGUUUGAAUACUUUGGGGAUAUACAAGGUUGUGAGAUGUACAUUGAUGAUAUUUUGAUAUAUGCUAUUGAUAAAAAACAACACGAUGAAAUACUGAAAAAAGUGCUAGAUAGAUGUAGACAUAUUAAUUUAAAAUUAAAUAAAAAUAAAUGUAAAUUUGGAUUGGAUGAAAUAAAGUAUUUGGGGCAUCGUAUUACAAAAAAUGGUUUAUGUCCCGACGAUUCACAUAUAUCAGCCAUUAAAAAUAUGCCUAUCCCAAAAAACAAAAAGGAUGUGGAGAGGUUUUUAGGCAUGAUAACCUAUGUCAGUACAUUUAUUCCCAAUCUCUCUGACAGAACAUUACCACUUAGAGAACUGUUAAAGAAAGACAUAUCGUGGCACUGGAAUGAGAGACAUGAAGAAUGUUUUAAUUAUUUAAAAACAUGUUUACUGAAACGUCCUGUAUUACAAUAUUACAGUAUGAAUAAACACAUAGUUAUAUCUGUAGAUGCUAGUAAGAGUGGUUUAGGUGCAUGUCUUAUGCAAGAUAACUUGCCAGUGUGUUAUGCUUCAAAAUCAUUGACAGAAACAGAGCAGAGAUAUGCACAAAUUGAAAAAGAACUGUAUGCAUGUUUAUUUGCUUGUGAACGAUUUAAUGUAUACAUUUAUGGACGUUCCGACGUGACGAUAGAAACAGAUCAUAAACCGCUCAUUAGCAUAAUAAAAAAACCCACAGUAGACGCACCACUCCGUUUGCAAAGAAUGUUGCUUAGAUUACAACGAUAUACAUUUAAUUUAAUAUAUAAACCUGGCAAACAUUUGUAUAUAGCGGACACCCUAUCUCGCGCAUAUGAACAGAAUUCUGAAGAUGAUAUUAGUCAUACAGACCAAGACGAAAUGUGUGUGGUGGGCGAAAUAAGGUCUAUCACGUCGAAAUAUACAGAUGCACAAUUUUUACAGUUGCAAAAAAUCACAGAAACUGAUAAUGAACUAAUACAGUUACAAGAAUAUAUUGCGAAUGGGUGGCCAAGUAACAAAAGUGAAGUAGCUGAUGCAGUUAAGCCAUAUUGGAAUUUUAAGGAAGAACUAUCUAUGAAUUAUGGUUUAAUUUGGAAAGGUAACAAAAUAUUAAUUCCAAAAAGUUUAAGACAAGAAAUGUUGCAAAAGAUUCAUAUUGGACACAUGGGGCUGGAAAAGUGCACUUUAAGGUCGAGGGAGAUAAUGUUUUGGCCUGGUUUGAAUAAUGAUUUAAAAAAUAUGAUAACGAACUGUAACAUAUGUCUAACACAUAGAAAAAGUAAUCAAAAAGAGGAACUACAACCCCAUGAGAUUCCAAAUCGACCCUGGGCUAAGGUAGGUAUGGACCUGUUCGAAAUUAAAGGAUGUCACUAUUUACUAAUGGUUGAUUACUUCAGUAAGUUUUUUGAAAUUGUACAGUUGCCUGUGACUACUUCAGAAUAUGUCAUAAAUUGUAUAAAGAAUAUAUUCAGUCGUCAAGGAAUACCAAAUAUUGUUAUGUCAGACUGUGGUCCACAAUUUGUGUCACAUAUAUUUAAGCAAUUUGCACAGGAAUGGAACUUUAUUCAUACAACAUCUUCACCACGAUAUCCACAAUCAAAUGGACAAAUUGAGCGGACAGUGCAGACAGUUAAAAAUAUCAUAAUAAAAACGAGUGAAUCACACACCGACUAUCGUAUUGCACUAUUAGAGUACUUAAAUACACCGUUAGAUGAGAAUUUAGCAUCACCGGCGGAGCUUUUACAAAGCAGAAAGUUGCGAAGUGUUAUUCCCGUGUCUGACAGGCUAUUAAAACCUAAAAUCCAGAAAAAGAAAGGCAAUAGGAUCGUUAGAAAUCGAAAACAUAUAAUAAAAGAUUCACAACUCAGACAUGACUCGCCCUCUGAUUAUAACCUGGAUUAUGAUAACAUACAUAUACCUAAUUCGAGUUGCUCAACUCAGAAUAAUAAUAAUUAUUAUGUUACGAGAUUUGGUAGAACAGUAAUACCACCAAAUAGAUUGGGGUACACAUAA
Messenger RNA from Achroia grisella, 2725 nucleotides. RefSeq lists its product as uncharacterized. The record is from RefSeq and is a predicted model, not a curated record. The coding region runs from base 17 to 2725 and encodes 902 amino acids. Gene Ontology annotation, molecular function: nucleic acid binding. NCBI's taxonomy places the organism in Eukaryota, Metazoa, Arthropoda, Insecta, Lepidoptera, Pyralidae. Gene Ontology annotation, biological process: DNA integration. The transcript has 3 exons.